This is a messenger RNA of Nymphaea colorata (pocket water lily), 697 nucleotides long. RefSeq lists its product as uncharacterized. NCBI's taxonomy places the organism in Eukaryota, Viridiplantae, Streptophyta, Magnoliopsida, Nymphaeales, Nymphaeaceae. The transcript is spliced from 4 exons. The record is from RefSeq and is a predicted model, not a curated record. The coding region runs from base 148 to 444 and encodes 98 amino acids.
AGGUUUUGGUUCAUGGACAUUUGCAUCUAUCCGCUCCACUUCUCACUGUUCCAGGGGAAAUAAAGUGGAGAGAGACAUCGGAUAACAGAAGAAAGCGAGAGAAAAAGAAGGAAGAAGGCGGCAAAGAAGAAGCAGGAGGGCAGGGAAAUGGAGAAGUACUUUGGGAACCCGUAUAGGGGGGACCCGGGCGUGCCGCACAAUGACCCCGGACGGUUCGUGAGCAUCUGGAUAGGAUCCGUCGCCUUCUCCGUUAUCACCUGGUUCCGCCCCUACCUUUGGCAACUCUCCAACUCCUACAAUUGGCAUGACCGAGCUAUGCUAUAUGAACAAUAUCAUUGGAAGAAAGCUAUGAAAAAGGGGCAACCAUACAGCUUCCAAUGGAAUAAGAGAUCCAAGGCGUUUCGUGAUUCAUACUACCGCAACUGGCCUGUCUAUUUCCCUUAGCUCAUGGUUGCUCAAAGGCAUAGUUUCUCUUGAUGGCAGAAACAGAUAUUGUUCGACAAUCCUGAAUUCCAGUGGACAUUUACAUGAUAUUAUGUUCUCUUUAUCUCUGAAUUUUUCCUUGCUUCUUGGACCUAAUCUUUUGGAUGCUGAUGCUUUGGUACCUUUCUCCUUUUGAUGAUAAUGUAUCACAGAAACUACUCUACACUGUUUGAUAUUUGUGUUGAAUAGAAGAAAUGUCUAGCUUGCCAACAAA